This is a messenger RNA of Chanos chanos (milkfish), 4626 nucleotides long. It is a transcript of the gene mbtps1, whose product is annotated as membrane-bound transcription factor peptidase, site 1. The record is from RefSeq and is a predicted model, not a curated record. NCBI's taxonomy places the organism in Eukaryota, Metazoa, Chordata, Actinopteri, Gonorynchiformes, Chanidae. Gene Ontology annotation, cellular component: Golgi apparatus. Gene Ontology annotation, biological process: proteolysis. Gene Ontology annotation, molecular function: serine-type endopeptidase activity. The coding region runs from base 720 to 4010 and encodes 1096 amino acids. The transcript is spliced from 23 exons.
GAUUUAUGGUUGUUUUUCCCUUUAUGAGUUAUACAUCUUCUGGUAACCUGUCUUCAUACAGUACAUGAGCUAUUUCUGUUUCUCUCCACGGUUACUUUGACCUCCCUUUGACAAACUGAUCACGCUUUUGGAUUGUGUUAUUUUGCGUGGUGUCCUUUGCUGUUUGUUUUAGCGUAGGUGUAUUUAACCAGGAAAUACUUGGAAAUGAUGAACGGUUAAUCUCAGUCUGCCUCAAAAUAAAUACAGUCUCUCUGUAAACGUCAUGCACUACCAUGUGCCUUUCCUCCCAAUGCAAAGGUUUCCUUUGAAAUCUCAGAACUUUGAUUUACUGGAUCUGUCUGAGCGAUGGCGUGAACUAGGUGGAUAGGAUUAGCAUCGCAUUAUCGGAUGAUCGACAUGCAGGUCGAGGAGCCUAACUGCUUCGGCAUCUUGUAGCUGAAUACUUCCCUGUCAUCCUGAGUGGAGUUUUAUCUGUAUGGGAAAAUGGCCCCCCUCAUCCUCAUCUGGCUGCAGGAGUCAUAGCUUCAAACAAGACCUCAAAAUGGAGAAGAAGCGCAGAAAGAAAUGAAAACUCAAGCCAUGUCUUAUUUCGGCUUCUCGUGGUUCUGGACAUGAAAACCCCCCAAUAAUUCGAUGUUUUGUAGAGUUUAUGCUUAUGUUCAGCUUUUUUUUCCCCAUACAUGAUGAGUUAAUGGACAUUAUAGCCUGCUGAGGGCCUCAUGAAUAGUGGACUCAGACCUUCUUGGAUGGAUUGCAUAUCAAAAAGGACUGCAGGGACCAUGACUCUAUCAGCUGUCUGGCUUUCGAUGGUCGUUAUCCUGCUCAUUGGCAGGUUUCCAUUGGUUGGCACAGAGAGAGAGGGUGGGGCUUCCUCCUCCUCCUCCCCCUCCCCUUCCUCUCUGUCAACAGCAGAGGAACCUGUGAGCUCAAACUGUUCUCGGCUCACUCUGAAACUGGACUUUUCCUCUGAAGUAGUAGAACACGAGUACAUAGUGGCAUUUAAUGGCUACUUCACGGCCAAGGCUCGCAGCCAUUUUAUCAGCAGUGCCCUGCGGAGCUCGGAGGCGCUGAACUGGCGGAUCGUGCCCCGGGAGAACCCAGCCAGCGACUACCCCAGUGACUUUGAGGUGGUUCAGAUCCGGCAGGACGCCCACAGCAGUCUGCUCACGUUACAGGACCAUCCGUACAUCAAGAGAGUCACGCCGCAGCGCAAGGUUUUCCGCAGCCUCAAACUCAUCGAUUCGGGUGAGUCGGGGACAGACUGUAACGACACGCGGUGGACGCAGAAGUGGCAGUCCUGGCAGUCCUCUCGGCCGCUGCGGAGGACCAGUCUGUCUCUGGGCUCGGGCUUCUGGCACGCCACGGGACGCCACUCCAGCCGCAGGCUCCUCAGAGCCAUCCCCAGACACGUGGCCCAGAUACUGCAGGCCGACGUUCUCUGGCAGAUGGGUCAUACUGGUUCUGGGGUGAAAGUUGCAGUAUUUGACACAGGACUCAGUGAGAAACAUCCACACUUUAAGAACGUGAAGGAGAGGACAAACUGGACCAAUGAGAAAACACUGGAUGACGGGUUGGGACAUGGCACAUUUGUUGCUGGAGUCAUUGCUAGCAUGAGGGAGUGUCAGGGUUUUGCUCCUGACUCCGAGCUGCAUAUAUUCAGAGUGUUCACCAACAACCAGGUGUCCUAUACCUCUUGGUUCCUGGAUGCCUUUAACUAUGCCAUCCUGAAGAAGAUUGAUGUGUUAAACCUCAGUAUUGGUGGGCCAGACUUUAUGGACCACCCGUUUGUAGACAAGGUAUGGGAGCUCACUGCCAACAGAGUGAUCAUGGUCUCUGCCAUUGGAAAUGAUGGACCUCUGUACGGUACUUUGAAUAACCCAGCCGAUCAAAUGGACGUGAUUGGAGUUGGAGGAAUCGAUUUUGAGGACAACAUUGCUCGUUUCUCCUCCCGAGGCAUGACCACAUGGGAGUUGCCCGGUGGCUAUGGCAGGGUUAAACCAGACAUUGUUACCUAUGGCUCGGGUGUCCGUGGCUCUGGGAUGAAGGAGGGAUGUCGCUCACUCUCAGGCACCAGUGUCGCUUCCCCUGUGGUGGCUGGGGCCGUCACACUGCUAGCCAGUACUGUGUUGAAUAGAGAGCUGGUAAAUCCUGCCAGUAUGAAGCAAGCUUUGAUAGCAUCUGCCCGAAGGUUGCCUGGUGUCAACAUGUUUGAACAGGGUCAUGGUAAACUAGAUCUGCUCCGAGCUUACCAAAUUCUCAACAGCUACCGGCCCCAAGCCAGCCUGAGUCCCAGCUACAUAGACCUGACUGAGUGCCCGUACAUGUGGCCCUACUGCUCCCAGCCCAUCUACUACGGAGGCAUGCCAACCAUCGUCAAUGUCACCAUCCUCAACGGCAUGGGCGUGACGGGCAGAAUCGUCGACAAGCCCAUCUGGCAGCCCUACUUACCCCAGAAUGGAGACCACAUAGAUGUGGCCGUUUCCUACUCCCCUGUCCUCUGGCCCUGGGCAGGCUACCUGGCUGUGUCCAUCUCCGUGGCCAAGAAAGCAGCGUCUUGGGAAGGUAUUGCCCAGGGCCACAUCAUGGUCACUGUGGCCUCACCAGCUGAAAAUGACUCGGCCGUGGGCGGAGAGAUGACGUCCACUGUUAAACUGCCCAUAAAGGUGAAGAUCAUUCCCACACCCCCCCGCAGUAAGAGAGUGUUAUGGGACCAGUACCAUAACCUGCGUUACCCACCUGGCUACUUCCCCCGAGACAAUCUGCGCAUGAAAAAUGACCCGCUCGACUGGAACGGGGAUCAUAUCCACACUAACUUCAGAGACAUGUACCAGCAUCUCAGGAGUAUGGGAUACUUUGUGGAGGUUCUGGGUGCACCCAUCACCUGCUUUGAUGCUAGUCAGUAUGGGACAUUGUUAAUGGUAGACAGUGAGGAAGAGUAUUUUCCGGAGGAGAUCACCAAACUGAGGCGAGACAUUGACAACGGCCUGUCACUCAUCAUCUUCAGUGACUGGUACAACACUUCAGUAAUGAGGAAGGUCAAGUUCUACGAUGAGAACACCAGGCAGUGGUGGAUGCCAGACACAGGGGGCGCUAAUGUGCCAGCCCUGAACGAGCUUAUUUCUGUGUGGGGAAUGGCCUUCAGUGAUGGCCUGUAUGAAGGAGAUUUCACCAUGGCAGAUCAUGACAUGUACUACGCCUCGGGCUGCAGCAUCGCUCGCUUUCCUGAGGACGGGAUUGUUAUCGCUCAGACCCUAAAGGAUCAAGGGCUGGAGGUCUUGAAGCAAGAGACCGCGGUUGUUGACAACAUCCCUGUGCUAGGAUUGUAUCAAACACCUUCAGAGGGUGGAGGUCGCAUUGCCCUCUAUGGAGACUCCAACUGCAUAGAUGACAGUCAUAGGCAGAAAGACUGUUUCUGGCUGCUCGAUGCUUUGCUGCAGUACACGUCGUACGGCAUGACGCCUCCAAGUCUUACCCACUCUAAAAACAGAGUGGCUCCCCCGACAGGCACGGACAGGCCUCUGCCAGAGAGACUGGAGGGCAAUCACCUCUACCGCUACUCUAAAGUACUGGAGGCUCACCUGGGUGACCCCAAACCCCGACCCCUCCCUGCUUGUCCUCAUCUGUCCUGGGCUAAACCACAACCUCUGAAUGAGACUGCUCCCAGUAACCUUUGGAAGCACCAGAAGCUUCUAUCAGUGGACAUGGACAAGGUUGUGCUGCCCAACGUCAGGCCAUAUCGGCCCCAGGUUCGACCCCUGUCCCCCGGGGAGAGCGGAGCCUGGGACAUCCCUGGAGGUAUCAUGCCAGGCCGCUAUAAUCAGGAGGUGGGGCAGACCAUCCCGAUGUUUGCUUUCCUGGGGGCCAUGGUAGUGUUGUCCUUUUUUGUGGUACAGCUUACUAAGGCGAAGAGCAAGCCCAAACGCAGGAAACCUCGGGUCAAACGUCCUCUCUACCUCCAACAGCAGCAACAACAGCAGGUUCUCCACACGGGAAAAAACCCCACAGUGUGAGCAGCCACACUGCACACCAAAGACUCAACACACCAGAAUCAUGUACAUGUGUGUGGACAGGGUGGUCAUUUGCUGACCAUCGGGAGGGGUUGUGUCUGACAAACUGCCCCCCCUCACCCCACCCCCCGCGAUGAAACCAGUCAAAACUGCCACCCACUAAACCAGACGAAGGCCAAGCCUAAAGGACAAGUGCCCCCCCCCCCCCCUUGCUCUCUUCUAAAGAGUCUUUCAUUUCAGCGACCAAAAGGAGGAGUUUGGUUGCAUUCCUCCUGUCUUUCUUUUUUUUAAUUUAUUGAUGAUAAUGUGUAUUUGAUGAUUGUCUGGUUUGACUUGUGUAGUUUAAUGGAGGUCAAACAAAAUGGAAAAUGACAGAAAUGCUCUGAUUUCUGCUGAACUACAAUUUGGGACAUUUCCUUUCUCUCAGUCUCUCAUAUCUCUCCAUUUUUAUAUUGCAAGACAAUUUUUUUGGUGAUUCACUGUCAUUUUGUCCUGUUUUCUGUUUUUAUAAAAUGGGCUGUGUUAACAUUUUGUAAAUAAUAUCCAUUUUACUUCACCUUUGCUGGUGCAGUUGCAUCAUCAAUAUUUUAAAUAUAGCUCAUCUGUUAUUAAGCGGCAA